AAACUGGCGGGUAAACAACAUGGCGUCGUUCGAUACUUGAAAAUGUUAUAUUUUCGUUUAUUUUUGCUGGUGGAUUAAAUUGUUUUAGUUUGCACACAAAGAUAGGUUUCACCAGGACAAUCCAGGAUGAAGAGGAGCACAGGGCGAGGUUUGUCCAACCUGCCCGUCCCAAAGACAUCCAAGGGCAGCCCUUCCACGGCCUCGUCCCACCUAGCCAGGGGGCGGGGCAACAUUGCCCGGUCAGCGGAGGACCUCCCCCGUCAGGUAAACCUCAGCGUCAGUGGAGGUCAGGGGACCUCAACCAGAAGGGCUGUAUCUCCGGGCAGCAAUCUCAGGAAAGGCUUGUCGCCAGUUCGGACACCAACAUCUCAGCCUGGUGUUCGUUACAUCACUGAGGAUAUGAUCAAGAAGAUGGCGAAGGAGGACAACUUCGACAUGAUAACAACUCUCAGCCUGACAUUAGGCCGGGAAGGAGGCAAGAAAAUCAAGUACAUCGAGAACCUUGAGAGGCUGAAGAAGCUGCACACUCUCAACCUCAGCAACAACAUGAUCGAGAAGAUGGAGAAACUGGACAAACUGCUCCGUCUACGAGAUCUCAAUCUUUCCCAUAAUUCCAUAGUGAAGAUAGAAGGCAUCGAAAACCUCGUCUUUCUGCAGACGCUGAACCUCAGCUGGAAUCAGAUUGAGCACAUUCCGCCGUGGAUUGGCAAAAAACUGAAAGCUCUACGCAACUUUAAUCUAGGUCAUAACCAACUUGCAUCGCUCAACGAACUGUCCAAGCUGAAGCCCAUCCCUGACUUGACGCAGCUGGACGUGAGUGGCUCUCCGCUGUCCGAGCUGCCACACUCCCGGCUGUACAUUGUCUUCCACCUGCGGACAGUGGCCACCCUGGACGCCGCCCAUGUCACAGCUCACGAACGGGACCUGGCGCAGCAGAGGUUUGCUCAAGGAGAGUUGGAGAAGCUGGAGAAACAGCUUGAGCAGGAGGAGGUGAGGAGCAGGCGGCUGGAGGAGAGCCACAACAAGUCCCUGCAGGAGAAGUCCCUGCAGGAGGCCACCACCAAGGAGAUGAAGGUCAAGGACAUGGCACGCCAAGGCCAGGUGUCGGAGCUACAGAGAGAGUUAGAGGUCAAGAAUGACCUGCUGAAGAAGAAGACGAGUGAGCUGAACAAGGCGUGUGAGAAGCACUACCAGCUGGAGCAGGAACUGGCCUUCUACAAGAUAGACUCCAAGUUCCACAGUCUCAGUGAAGUCCCUCGCCCCCAGAUCUUGGACGAUGAUGAUGAUAACAGUGGACUCCUGGAUGAGAGCCCGUACAUCGGCCGAGCCCGCUACAAGGCCAACCAGUAUUCCCAGGAAGGGUCACUGCUGGCCACGCCCCAGAAAAUACAGAUCCACUCCAUUGCAUCCUCCCCUGCCACGCCCGCGCAGCGACCCGAGGGGCUGGGGCAGUAUCACCAGGCGCUCACAGCGCAGGUUGUAGACAAACAGCGGGAGAUACAACUCGCUGAAGAUCGAUUGCAAAGCCUCCAGUCCAAUCUGAGCACCACGGAGGAUAAGUUGGUUCGAGCGACACAGGAACUGAAGAAGAUGUCAGAACGCAAGACACCGGAGCCUUUCCGUGAUGACAACAAGUAUAAGAUCAGACAGAGGCUGGCCAAGAAGAUGAAGACGGUGAAUGAGAUGCGUGAUAGCGCAACCCAGAUGGAGACCGAGAUUGACCGCCGCCAACAGAAGGUGCAGGAGAACAAGGGCAAGGUUGCUCGCCUCAAGGAGCAGAUCACACAUCUAAACACGGGUGACCCAAACAUUCCGAAGAAGAAGGCGGAGAUGGUGGACAAGGAGCAGCAGAUCUCGGAGGACAACCACGUGUACAGCGAGCUGCAGAACCAGCUCCAGGACAUGCUGCAGACGGUUGCCAGGGAAACCGCAGACAUCAAGAAGCUGGAACAGCAGCUCAAUGAAGAGCGUAUCGAGGCGAACGAGGAGCUGCGGCAGGAGCUGGAUGAUGUGGUGGACGGGCUCCAGGGCUACCUGCAGAAUGUCAAGGACCAGAGUGUCCGGCAGAAGGAGGACUUCGAGCAGUUGGUCAAGGAGAAGGAGGGCCUGGAGGAGCGGGUGCGACGUCUGGAUGCAGAACUCAAGAUCAUUGACAGGGAGGCUGAAGAGAGUCAGGCGUGGCAGAAGCGCCUGGGGGACACGGAGCAGCAGCUGCAGCAGGCACACGACCUCAACAAGUCGCUGAACGACCAGCUGCACCGGAGCCGGCAGCUGGACCCCGAGCUACAGGACAGGCUGGAACAUGCUGAGAUGGAGGCUCGUAACCUGCGCAGAAGUCUCAAUGACACUGAAAAACGAUCCCAGACAGAGAGGAAGAACCUGGAGAAGCAGCUGCAGGUGGAGCGAGGGAGAGCGGAGCAGCUGGCGCGGCAACAGAAGGAUGGAGGCCGAGGCUUGGAGGACCUGAGGAGGAUGGAGGCCCAGCUGGAGGCUGCCAAGGGUUUGAAUGACUCCCUGCGGGACCAGCUGUCGGAGGCCAGGAAGCAGAGUACUGCUGACACCAAGGACAGCUUCAGGCCCAGUGACCUCAAGAAGAGGCUGAAGGACCUCACUUACAACUUUAGAGCUGGCAAGGGUCCCCUCCCCCCACAGGGCAGUGAGGAUGUCCUUGGGAAGACCUUCCACGACCUGCACCACUACGUCCAGGACAAGCUAAACAAGAGCGGCCGGGAGGUGGAAGAGGCCCGCAAGAACAUCCAGAAGGCCUCUGUGGAGGUGCAGACUCUCAAGGAAAACCUGAAGAGGACAGAGGCCGACCUUGCUAAGAGAGGGGAGAAGAAAGACCCAGAGAAGAUGAUGCAAAGGUCAGACAGGAAGAAUGAGGAGGCAGAGAUCAGCAGACUCGAGGAGGAAAUUCGAAGGCUAAAGAAAGCUCUGCAAGAUGCUGAGAACAGAGCUCGACAGGAGCGUCCAAGGACACGUAUUACGUAUGCACCAAGCUCCGACUCGGACAGGGCCUCAUCCCUCAACUCAGAGGAGAAGGCGUUGUACGAUGAACUCCAGCGGGAACUGAUGGAGCUGAGGAGGAACAUGAGGAACCAGGAGGAGGAGAGUGAGAGGAGGGUGCUGGACGCUGAGAAUGAGAUCGCUCUGCUGACCGAGGAGAUGCAGCAGCGCGAGGAAGAGUUUGAGAAAGAGCUGGAGAAACAGAGGCAGGAGGCAGAGCUGAUCAGGGAGAAGCAGGAGGCUCGCAUUCAGGUGAUCGCGGAUGACCUUGACCAGGCUCAGCUGUCCGCGGACCACCUGCAGGGGCUGCUGGAGUCGCGGGAGGGGCAGAUGCAGGAGGACAUGCAGGAGGCCGACAUGUCCAACCAGAUGAUGGUUGCCCAGGAGGAGGAGUUGACGCGGCUGUAUGACAUCCUGGAUGCCCAGAAAGAGGAGAUGGAGAACCUGAAUCAGAUGCUGGACUACCUGGCCCAACAGGGACCCGAGGGAGUUGGACCUGGGUUUGAUGAUGAACUCUGGCGAAUCAGACAAGAAGUGAACAACUUGAAGGAGACGCUUGCCAUGCAGUCAGCGUAUGUCCAGACGAUGCCCCCUGACCAUGCCGGGGCCUCAGGGAUGGGGACACAGGCUGGAGUCGGCGCUGGGUCAGGGGCUGGGGCUGCACCCACGUACAGACAACCACCGGUGAUGCCGCAGCCAACGAUGUACGCCCAGCAGUUUGCACCCCCUGGCGCCGCCCUGGUGGGACCAGCCCCACCCUCGACCCGCCCAACAGCCCAGCCUCCAACAAGGCCCGCCUCUAGUCCACCCCAAGCCCUAGCACCCCAGUCCUCACCCCCAGGACGGACCUCCGCCCCCCUGCUGCACUCCUCCCCAGGCCAUGACCCCCUGCUGCACAGCUCCCCCGGACAGAGUCAGGCAGCGUCCGGCCACGGCAGCAUCCCCCCACCCAGCUCCAUGUCCAUUCCCAUCAUGGGAGGCAAUCUGGGCACUCACCUCAGCUCCCCUCCUCGUAUACACAUGCUGGAACACCUCGGUACCGAGAGGCGCGAGUCAAAGGCGCCUCCUGGUGGCAAACCCAGCAGUGGCAGACCAACGGAGUCAACUCCAGUCAGACAAUCAGCUCCACCUGGUGCAGAAGUUGAUGAUGCAGAUCGCCUCAGUCAGCGCAGUGGUCGUGCCGCCAGUCGCAUUUUCGGGCGCAACCGCGCUCAGACGCGUAGGAAAGCUUCGCAACCUUCAGCCUUCGAGCCUGUGUACAGACCUCAACCUCACCACGCGCAGUACCACUCUCCCCAACCCCCAGGCUUCCACCCAGCUGACCCCAGCAUGUAUGUUGGGGGGACACCAGCACAGCCUGGGAGGGGAGAGACGGGAGUGCCGUCCUGGGGAGUGCCCACUUCGCCAGGCAUUGCCGGGCCAUCACAUGGAGUGCCAAGCCAAAGCCAUGUAGUCAGUGGUGGCCAUCCAAUGCCUGGCCCUGCCCCAGGGCGUACCCUGGGUCACGUUGAGGGUACAUACGCUCCCAUAGACCCUAGUGCCCCACCCCAGGGUUUUGUUCCUGUUGCCUCUCAAACAGAUCCAAGAGUUGCUUUUGAUCCAGUUAAUAUGGAAUAUUCCUACCCCAUUGGCUACCCUGAAGGAGCCUACCCCGGAGUCCAGCCUGGUUACUCUGGGGUACAACCUGGGUUUUACCCCCAACCCCCUGGGGGCGUGCCUGUCCCCCCAGGCGGUUACAGUGUGGGCCAGCAGGUGUAUGUACCCACAGGGCCAGCACAAAGUGUUGGGUAUCAGCCUGGAAGAGUCUAUUAUUCAGCAGGUGGGAAAACACCAGUGAGGAUCUACUACCCUGCUAAUGGAAGAAUCCCCAUGCCUUCAUCUGGUCCACCGCCUCCGCCGGGAAUGCAUAGUGUUGGAGUUAUCUCCCCUGGACCUCGCCCAGGAUCCAUGCCAGUUACACCUGUUGCUACGGGGACUCCUAUUUCGGAUUCCAGACUUUCGACGACUGUCAACUUCGAUGGGUCAUUCAUUACACCACCAAGCCCAAUACGACCUGUUGCCAUGGAGUCUCCGGUAGCUCCGAGGGGAAUUCUGAAAAAUGGUGGAAAUGGAGUUGCUGUGGAUGAUGACAGCUAUCUGUUCUGUAACGUCCCGGAACAUCACGACCUGGAGGACUACAUUGCGGAACUACAGGAGAAACUACGAAAAGUGAAAAUCAAGAUUUCCCAUCAAGAGGAUAUUCAUGAAGAGAUAAUGAUGGACGAGGAGAAGAGGCUCAUCCACCGACUCAAGGGCGAGCUGGAGGAUCGGCGAGAUGAGUUGGAAGGCCUUGACCUUGCCAUCGAGAGGCAGAAGAAGAGUCUGCGGAAACUGAAGUACAACGAGAAGAGCAUCCGGGAGAAGAGGUCAUCGGCCAAGGAGGAGCUGGACUUCCUCCGCACACGCAACAUGAAGAACGCCAUCAGGAGCAAACAGAGGAAGUAUGAAGAUGACGACAGUCUGGACGAGUCAGUGUGUCGCAGCCGCCAGACGUACCUGCAGGAUGAGAUCGCGUGCCUGGAGAAGACUCUAGCCAAGAGGACAGGCCAGCUCCGGGAGGCAGACAAGCUGCUGAAGGAGUGUAACACUGACCUCAAGGACGCCCGCGAACAGGCCCGUGACACUGUGAAGAAGUACGACACUGCCUCGGUCAACCUGCAGACGACAGCCCUUGAGGCCAAGGAGUUGGAGAAGCGAGCCACAGAGGCUGGGAUUCAGCUGGUCAAGACGCAGGACCAGCUCGGGGCACUCAGGACUGAGGUCCGAGGUCUAGAGAGGAAGAGGGAGAAGCAGGAGAAGCUACUUCGCGAGGUCAUGCAGGUUUUAGCAAAGAAGGACAGUGAAUUCAAAGAGAUUGACUCAAAGCUUAAAAUGUCGACCAAGAACUUGCAUCGGGUGUCUUCAGAAUUGAAAACAUCCCAGAUGAAGGAGAAGGAAACUGUUGAUGCUCUCCGCGACAGUGAUGACAUCUUGUCAAAACGACGCAUGGAGUUGUCAAGGUUACGAGAUCAGUAUUCCAAGGUUAAGAGCGCCAUGGCCUCAAAGUUGGACGGUCAGCGGUCCGAGCUGGAGAAGCUUGACCAGACGAUGGGGAAGAAGAAGACAGAGCUGCAGCUGAUGACUGAGGCGAUGGAGCGACGGCAGACUGACCUCAGCUCCGUGUUGAGAGAAGCCGAGGCCGAGAUCACCAGCAAGCACAGGGAACUCAGGGACCAGAGAGAGCACAUCAAGACCACAGAGCAGCAGAAGCUGGACAUCCUGACUCUCAUCAAGUCGAAGCGGGCGGAGCUGGCUCGGCUGAAGGGGGAGACGGAGCAGGAGGAUGAAGUCCUCCAGCGACUCAUCAGCUCCGUCAACAAGCACAAGACCGAGCUGAAGCAUGUGUACGAGAUGCAGAAGUACGAACAGACAGAGCUGGAGAACCUGAAGGCCCAGCACAACCAGAAGAUUGCUGAGCUGGAGAAGACGCAAAGGGCGCUGUUAGAGGAGAAGUCAGAACUGGAACAGCUGAAUACUGAGACCAACAGGAAGUCGUCCGAGGUGGAGAGGUUGCGGCAGACGUUGGAGCGAGAGAGACAGGAAGUGGACCACCUGACGAUGGAGAAGCAGGCGCUGGAGGACCGCAUCUCCACCCUGGUGCGUGAGAGGGACAUGCUCAACGAGAACUGCAAGACCCUGGACGACAAGCUCAACCAGAUGAAGAGGAAUCACCGGAUCAUGGAUGAGAAGAUCGAGUCAUCGUCGGACAGAUUGGAGAGAGUAGAGUCGGAACUCCGACAACGGGAACGAGAGAUGGAUGAUUCUAAUCACCAGAGAUCACUCAUGCAGAAAGAUGUCAGCUCUCUCAAACAGAAUGUGAAAGAGAGUCGGACGGAGCUGCAGACGCUGGAGGAGAACAUCCAAGAGUCAGAGGAACAUCUCCGGCAGCUCGAACAGAAUCUGCGGGAAGCACACAGCCAGCGGGAUGAGGCCAAGGUCGAGAUAGAGAGGCUGAACGAGGCGAUACGGACCACCAGGUUUGCCCACGAAGAGGCGCUACGGCAGGAGAAGUCGAAACAGGCGGAACUGCAAGAUUUGUUGCACACGUACGAACAUCACGACGUGGAGUACCAGACUGCCAGACAGGCUCUGAGCAAAGUCCGACAGGAGAUGGAGACUGAGGAGAAUAAACUCAACCGGCUUGUCAGUAACGCUAACAUAGAGUUGGACACGCUGCAUAGUGAGCUGAACACGAAACACGAGGAGCUGGCGUCAGUCACGCAGGAGAUCAACUCCCUCAAGACCGAAGCCACUGACAUCAGGGACAGCGGGGAAAAGUUUGUGGAGAUGGAUAAAAAGAUCAAAGAGCUAGAGCGGGAGGUGAGUGAUCGGAAUGACGAGAAGAAGGAGCUGGCUAAAGCGUUGACCAUGUCCUACGAGGAACUGCAGAAACUAAGACAAGACACCAAUGAGGAACAGGAACGCCUGAACACCGAGAGAGCAGAGCUCCAGAACACACUGCGAGACGUGCAGGAACAUCUAGAGACGACAAAACAGGAGAUGGCCUUGAUGCAGUCUAGGUCAACAGGUCAAGUUUCGGAGCUCCAGGAUAUUGCGGAGGAACAUUAUAACCGAGCCAAUCGGUUGAAUGAUGACCUCUCCAGGUUAAAGAGAGAGGUCCUUAGUACUAAGAAGCAGCUGUUGUCUCAGGACAUGUUAAACAUAAGGCUGGUUACACUAGAGGAGGCGCUUAGAACACGCGAGCAGACCCAGUCACUCCCACACCCUGAGAGUAAUACACCAUCAGACUCACACGAUUCCGACCAAUCAGAUGACCCAACUCCCGAUCCUGGCCCCGCCCCUGCCACGCCCAGCUUGCACCCUCUGGAGGUCCAGUCUCGCCUGCAGGCACACAUGCUGGACAUUAGACACAUGCUUGAGACUGAGACGGACAACCGCACAGACAAUAAGGAGAACCGAUUGUCUCGGCGUGAUGUGUCGAUAUCGUUCCGAGAGGAGUGGAGGAAGGAGGCCCUGAAAGACAAGCUCCUGGAAGAACAAGACUAUCUCAGACAUCAGCUGAGACAACAGAUGCUCCGGCACGCGGAGUCGAUGGAGUCAACGCGACUGCAGUCCGAGGGCACCAUUGAAAGUCUCAAACGCAAGCUCAACACACUACAGGAAGUGCUUUUCAACAACAACAACCAUCUCUCAUCAGAUAUUCACGCAAUACAUGAGUUGACAAGGUCAAGGUCAAACUCACCACCAAGGUCACCUUAUUCUCGGAAUAACUCUCAAAGUCCAAGAAGUCGGUUUAGCUAUCUGGCAAAUCGAAGGUCAAGGUCAAGGUCAUCUGAAAGACUUAGUCCACUGAUACCCGAAAGAGAUUUGAUGUGAAGAAAUGAUAAACAUCUAUCGUCUGUCUCCAUGGUUACACAACAGGAAGUCACAUGACAAUCAGGAAGUGAUGGUGGCAGACUCAUUGUGCCUGUCACGGCUGGUCUGCGUGUUGUUUCCAUUCGCUGGUGCCUAUCUAAAGCAUUUGUGUUGUUGCAGGUGUGAAUGGGGUGUGUGUAUGGAUAGUUGGAAUAGGAUUGUGGCUGUCAUACAUGGGGACAUAGGGAUUUGAAAAGUGUUUGAACUCAUCAGCAAUAUACCUUGUAUACUGUAUUCAACCCAGUAAGUGCCUACGUAACUUCUAGACCAAUCUGUAAACUCUCUUUAUAAAUGCCCCUGAAAAUUAACAUGACUGUUUAUAUUUUCUUAUGUAUAUUACAGAUUCUUUACAGAAAACAGUAGCACAUAAGGCUACAUAUUGUAACAAUUAUCAAAAUGUUCCAUAGUUUGUUCAGUACUAUCUCUGACAACAAUGGUUUUAAUAAGUGCCCCUUUGGCAAUUUUAUACUCAGGCAAAAGUUCUUGUGAUAAACACAAAGAGGAUCGGUCAAACAAUUGUACUGCUGUGUAUGGAAUUAUAUAACAUAGAAAGAACAGUGUCUGGGGAAAUGGUAACUAACAAGUCAAUAUAAGGAGCACUCCUAUCAUAUGCAAAUGUGUCAUGUGACCAGAGAGGGUUCAGAGGCAAGUUCAUACAAAAAUCCAUGUCACAGUAACUUUUGCAUUUGAGUAUAUAAGCAUCUUGUGUGCUCAUGCCGAAAUUGUUGAUGAUGAUGAUGAUGAUGAUGAUGAUGCUCUUGUGUGCUCAUGCUGAAAAUGGUAAUUUUGAUGAUGAUGAUGAUGAUGAUUUGAAAAAAUUAUAUUUGAACAUUAAGAUGCACUAUAUUGGCUAAUGAGGGAUGAGUGUCUGGGACAGUGUUUUGCUGGUCGAGUGUAUGCGAGGUAUCUCUACAUGCAGUAUUAUAAGUUAUUUUAAUGUGUGUGUGUGAAUGUUCAUUCCUCUGUGUCUGCAGACACAUCACAAACAUGGUUUGUACAAGCUAGCUGUGAUAUUACUGUCUAUAUUUUUACCUAUUUACCCAUCCUUGAUGUACUUCUAGUUCAUAUUACAUAUUGCAAAAGUGUUGUACUUUUUAACGUAUAAAUUGUACAGGUUUACUCUCAAGAUUGUAUUAUAUGUAAAUAAUUGUACAUAUUCUUGCUACAAUGGAGGCCCUAUCAGACUGUCAAAUAUUACGCAUGGUCUGUAGAAAGCUUUUAAAGUGGAAAAUAUGUGGACUUGUCGAUUGCUGACAUUAUACAAUGUAUUUUUAGUUGAAAAUUUGUUGAAUUACUUGUAACUGUUAUAGCUGGAUUUGAUUUUUAUUGCAAUAUCGAAGUCUGUGGGAAAAGACAGUAACAAAAUGGAAUAUAUAUUUUCAUAAUUCAUGUUACGAUGGUUAUCAUAAUUCAUAAUUACCUCUUUUGUAAAGCUUUAGCUUUAGGUGAUACGAGUAAACAUUAAAGUACCUCUGGAAAAAUGAUUUCCCAAUUUGCCUGCUAAGGGCUUUUCUUUGAACCCCUAUCAACACCUUUGAGUAAUUAACCUACUUAGUAUGGACAAGUUUAAUAUUGUUAGGUUAGUUUUACCAUGCUGGCAUAAACUAGAGAUUUCUGUGGAGAAUUACGUUUUGCGGACUGGUGUACGGCCGAUGUAUAUCUGUCUCAGAGUUAAAUUACUACAAACAGAAAUGUAAUUGUGUUUGUUGCACUUUGUAUAGAAUAACAUAAAGAUAUAUGAAUGAUUGUAUCUGUAUAUCAUGUAUAUAUAUCGUGAGUGUUGUGAUAUAUUUUUACAUUCCAUAUACAUGUGUUCGCCAUAUUAGACUAAAAAGAAAUAAUAGUCUUGGUUCUCGUAAUAAAAUCAUCAUAAAGUCUGCAACACGUUUUGUCUUUAUUUCCAUUUUAAUUUUUUUUUUUAAAAUUCUAAAUAUCCACGUCUCAAACACACCACCCCGGCAGUGAAAUGCUACAGUACUUAGAACAACAUGAUUUCCCUAAAAUUAUUGUAAACAAAAUUUGGUCACAUACUAUCUUGAACAACAACCAAAAAUGCCAACGCCCGCCGCACAGUAAUUUUAAAAAGCCACUGCCUGAGAACCAAUUCUAUUAUUUUUUACUCUGCUCCAAGUUCCCACACCCAAAUUUCUAAGACCGAAGAUUACAUAACAGUUUGUACAUUCCUCUGUAUAUUACAGAUUGUUUUACUCGAGACUUUUAUUGAAAAAGUUUUAGUUUAUCGCCAUUUGAAGUAAGUUUGUUCUCUACCGCUCAAUCUCUGAAAAUAUAUUUAACUAAUGUUGUUAUUGGGUUUAAUAAGCACCCCAUUUGUCAAUUUUCCGGGUUGUGCUGAUAACAAUGAAAGCUGUGAGAUGUUCUAUAUUUCAGUGGGCUCUUCUAGCUAUAUAUGUUGUAUUUUAGUAUUAUACAUUGUAGGGGUGUCACGAUAAAUCGAAAUUUCAAUAUAUUGCUAUUGGUAAGCACUUAAAGUCAAUAAAUCGAUUGUUAAAUCAGUUUCCGAUUAAUAGUAUCGAUUUUAGUCAGGAAUAUCGAUAGUUUCGAUUGUAUUUACCAUAUCAAUAAAUACAUGCAAUGCU
Haliotis rufescens (red abalone) is the source of this 11057-nucleotide messenger RNA. Its product is annotated as centriolin-like. Gene Ontology annotation, cellular component: condensed nuclear chromosome; Mre11 complex. Gene Ontology annotation, biological process: telomere maintenance via recombination; double-strand break repair; chromosome organization involved in meiotic cell cycle. Gene Ontology annotation, molecular function: double-stranded telomeric DNA binding; single-stranded telomeric DNA binding; protein binding. NCBI's taxonomy places the organism in Eukaryota, Metazoa, Mollusca, Gastropoda, Lepetellida, Haliotidae. The transcript has 53 exons. The record is from RefSeq and is a predicted model, not a curated record. Bases 127 to 8421 code for a protein of 2764 amino acids.